Molecule: messenger RNA, 2544 nt
Organism: Colletotrichum karsti
Lineage: Eukaryota; Fungi; Ascomycota; Sordariomycetes; Glomerellales; Glomerellaceae
Product: phosphate-repressible na+ phosphate cotransporter
Exons: 6
Coding region: 1-2544 (847 amino acids)
Biological process (GO): phosphate ion transmembrane transport
Cellular component (GO): membrane
Source: RefSeq, a predicted model, not a curated record
AUGGUCCACAUCAAAAAGGUUGUUGUCCUUGGUGCUACAGGCGCUCUCGGCGAGGUCUUGAUUCCAGCUCUUGUUGCUGCUAACUUCGACGUAGCCUGCAUCCUCCGUCCCGGAACCCUGACCUCAGCCUUUGAUGGCCACGACGCAGUGGUCGAAGCAUUCAACCCCGCGGCGGCGAUCCACCAGAAAGCAAUUCUCGAAGCCGUCCUCAACGCGGGAGUUCGACACGUCAUCACACCGGACUUCAGCGGGAACACAUUUCACCCACGCGCCGGAGAGGUCCUGAUAUUCAACCCGAAGCUUGAGGCCCAGCGAGAGCUGGAAAGAGUAGUCGCAGAGUCUGAUGGCAAGCUUUCCUGGACGGCGAUUGUGACAGGUCCGUGGUACGACUGGACGAUUGAGAAGGGAAUCUUUUGGGUGAAUCGGGAAAGGAAAGUGAUUACCCGGUAUGGCUCGGGCAACCAGAGGUACAGCAUGAGUCGGCGCGACCUCAACGGGGAGGCGUUGGUUGCUGUACUAAGCAACCCGGGCAAGUAUCAAAACCGCGCGGCGUACUUUGCUAGCCACACGGUUUCCACAAACCAACUCAUUUCCAUUGUCAAAGAGCUGGCGUUGGAAGGCUGGAAGGUUGAAGACGUUCCGUUUGACGGACUUUUCGAGAAGGCUCACAAGAUGUGGCAGGAAGACACUCGCAACGGCGUCCAGGACAGACUAAAUUCAAAGGCGUACGCAGCUCUGUCGACGGUGGCCCUGUUGGAUGAGGAUAAUCGACAGAAGAGGCCAAGUUUCAGCGCACUCGCGCCAGCCGACAAGAUGGCUCUGCAUCAGUACGACUACAUCUUUGCCAUCGGCACAAUCUUCGCGUUUCUUGACGCCUGGAACAUCGGUGCUAACGAUGUUGCCAACUCGUGGGCCACGUCGGUCUCAUCCCGAUCCAUCAGCUACAUCCAGGCUAUGACCUUGGGUUCAAUUCUCGAAUUCGUCGGUGCCGUCGGAGUAGGUGCUCGCGUAGCCGACACCAUUCGUACCAAGAUUGUCGACAUCGACUUCUUCGAGAAUGACCCUGCCCUUCUCAUGCUCGGCAUGACUUGUGCCGUUGUCGCCUCGUCCAUCUACCUUACCUUCUGCACCAAGAUCGGUCUUCCUGUUUCCACCACCCACUCCAUCAUGGGCGGUGUCAUCGGCAUGGGUGUCGCUCUUAUCGGCGCAGAGAAUAUUCACUGGACAUCGGCUAGCGGCAGCAUUGACUCUGGUGUCGUUUCCGUCUUCCUGGCUUGGAUUAUUGCCCCCGGCUUGGCUGGUGCCUUCGGUGCCAUCAUCUUCACCAUCACCAAGUAUGGUGUCAUGCUGCGCAAGAACCCUGUCAUGAAGGGUCUCAUGCUCACGCCGGUUUACUUUGGCAUCACUGCCUCUCUGCUUACCAUGUUGAUUGUCUGGAAGGGCGGCUCCAUCAAGGUCAACUUCAACGACGCCGAGACUGCUGGUAUGAUCGUCGGUGUUGGUGCUGCCUGGGCACUUGUCAUCACCAUCUUCCUUGUUCCGUGGCUGUACCGCAUUGUCCUGAAGGAUGACUGGCAGCUUCGAUGGUGGCACAUCCCCCUUGGGCCUCUUUUGCUGCGCCGCCCUGAGCCUCCUGCUCAGCCCGAGGGCGUUGCCGGUGGUAUCCGCGACUUUUACUCCGGCCACAUGACCAAGGAGGAACUUGAUUCUGCUCGUGGAGGCGUCGUUCACACCCACAGCAAUGAUGUCGAGUCUGGCUCCGCCGAUGGCGAGAAGAAGGUCGUUCAGGACAACACCGACGCCCAAACUCCCGCUCCGCGCCAGGAUUACACUCACAAGCCAAUUGUCGGUCCUCGCCCUGAGGGUCCUUUGUACUCCGGCGCCGUUCUCUUCUGGAUGGUCAAGAAGGUCUUUCUGUCUGGUGUCGACCAGGACAUUAUCAACAUGCAGAAGAAGGAGAGCGUACUUACCGGUGACUUGGAGGAGAUGCACGCUCGCGUCCAGCACUACGACAACAAGGCAGAGUUCCUGUACUCUUUCAUGCAAGUCAUGACUGCCUGUACUGCCUCUUUCACCCACGGUGCCAACGACGUUGCCAAUGCUAUUGGCCCCUAUGCCACUAUCUACCAGGUUUGGAGCACUGGCGCGCUGAAGGGUAGCAAGGCCGAUGUUCCGAUCUGGAUUCUCUGCUUCGGAGGUGUCGGCAUUGCACUCGGUAUCUGGACUUACGGAUACAACAUCAUGCGCAACCUCGGUAACCGCUUGACCCUCCACUCUCCCGCCCGUGGCUUCUCCAUGGAACUGGGUGCCGCUGUCACCAUCAUCCUGGCCACCCGUCUCAAACUUCCCGUUUCCACCACUCAGUGCAUCACCGGUGCGACUGUCGGUGUCGGUCUUUGUUCGGGUACCUGGCGCUCUAUCAACUGGCGCAUGGUCGGCUGGAUCUACAUGGGAUGGAUCAUCACCCUGCCUACCGCUGGCAUCAUCUCAGGCUGUCUUACCGGCAUCAUCAUCAACGCUCCCCGAUGGGGAAUGACCAACUAA